AUGACCUAUUCAUGUAACAUCCUGCCAUACAUGAGAAGGAGACGUAUUGGUCCUUCAGAAAAAAAUCACACAAUCGAAGUUCGUCCAUCUCGACACUUAAGGAUUCAACACUUAAAUCCUCAUCCUCGAGAUCAGCAGUUCGAAAAUGAGAUGCUGAUGUUCAAGCAGUAUAAAAACACAGGAAUGCCUUCUUCGGGGUUUUUUACAAUACCUGGAAGAUAUCAUGGUAGUAACAAUUACCAUGAUGACACUUUGGAACUGCAGCAUUCUUUACCUUUGUCAGAAAACAAUGCAGCUCAGGCAUCUGUGUAUCAUAGUUCUUAUGAGCAGACUGGUAAUAAGGGUACUACUGCCACAAAGGACAUUGUUAUAUUUUUUAUUCAUGGGGUAGGAGGAUCAUCAGAUAUUUGGCUUGCACAGAUGAAGUACUUCUCAGAUCAAGGCUAUGAGAUUGUGGCACCUGAUUUGAUUGGUCAUGGUUUUAGCUGCACUGUAAGGGAUGCCAAGGCAUACCAUUUUAAAGAAAUUGCAGCAGACGUUGAAGAGCUGUUUGACAGAUACUGCAAGAGAAAGAAUGUUUUGAUAGGACAUUCAUAUGGUGCUUCAUUUGCCACAUAUUUGGCUCGAAAGCGACCCCGGCGAGUCAUUAGGCUGAUUCUCAUAAGUGGUGGUCCUCCCACCCCAUUGAUGCCUCAGCCUGGUGUGUUUUCCUUGCCAUAUUGUCUAUUAGCUUGCAUCAAGCCAUGCCUGCUCUGUAGAUUUUACAAGAGUGCAUUUUACAGUAAGCAGAGUCCAGUUGUUCCAAAGGAAGUAGCUUUCAAUAUACCAGCUUAUGUUCUGCAGUACACAAUGAAUGGACAGGACUGGCCAGAUGGAGAUGAAGUAUACCAUGAAUGGAUUACCUGCCCUUCUUUACUUAUUUAUGGUGCUUAUGACCAGCUUGUUUCUCUGCAAGAGGAGAAAGACAUGGCCAAGGUGAUACACAAUUCACGACUUGAAGUGAUAGAAGAUGCUGGCCAUAUGGUAAUGAUAGAAGCACCAGCAGAAGUCAACCGUCUGAUUGAAGAAUUCAUAUCUCAGCCACCAACCCAGAUGACUGCUGAGUACAUUACAACUUGA
This is a messenger RNA of Candidula unifasciata, 1119 nucleotides long. The record is from the annotation of a GenBank genome assembly. Lineage: Eukaryota; Metazoa; Mollusca; Gastropoda; Stylommatophora; Geomitridae.